Messenger RNA from Scophthalmus maximus (turbot), 3308 nucleotides. RefSeq names its product HECT and RLD domain containing E3 ubiquitin protein ligase 5.1 (gene herc56.1). The transcript is spliced from 23 exons. Lineage: Eukaryota; Metazoa; Chordata; Actinopteri; Pleuronectiformes; Scophthalmidae. Bases 16 to 3054 code for a protein of 1012 amino acids. Gene Ontology annotation, molecular function: ubiquitin protein ligase activity. The record is from RefSeq and is a predicted model, not a curated record. Gene Ontology annotation, biological process: protein ubiquitination; ubiquitin-dependent protein catabolic process.
CCGCAGAAGCGCAGCAUGUUCACCUGGGGAGAGGACUGUCGGAGCGGCUUCUGGUCGAGGGGCGCGGCGGAGGAGGGGGAGGAGGGGGGGGGGGAGGGGGAGGACCGGGUCCAUCGCCUGCACCUCGGGGCCCCGCUGCGCGCCCUGAGCGCGGGGCGCAGCGCGCUCGCCUUCGUCAAAGUCAACGGGAACGCGUUCGUCAUCCGCACGCACGAGAGCGCGGAGGGAAGAAGCGUCAGGGGGAAGCAGAAGUUCCUGAAGUGUAAAGAGAAGAUCAAGGCGCUGAGCUGCGGCGACGACGUGGUCGCACUGUUGUCGGAGCGAGGCUCGGUUCUCUGCGUGGACACAACCCGCCACCCGUUCACCCCCAGGCCACUGGAUGUGUUGUGUAACAUACCAGUUCGCCAGGUUGCUUGUGGGAGCCAGCAUUCAAUGGCCUUGACCAAUGAUGGUCAGGUGUACACGUGGGGUCAGGAUUCCAGGGGCCAGCUGGGUCUGGGGAAGGGGAAGUCCGGCGCCAACUCGCCGCAACACCUCCGAUCUCUGUCGGCGAUCCCUCUGCUCCGCGUGGCUGCGGGGGGGGAGCAGAGCUUCGCCCUCUCCGUCUCCGGAGGCGUGUUCGGCUGGGGCAGGAACGACCGCGGACAGCUCGGGCUGGGAGACACUGCAGACAAACAUACACCAACUCCUGUUAAAUGCCUGGACAUGAAGAGAAGUGUUCAGAUUUCCUGCGGAAGGGAUCACACCGCCACCUUGACGAAGGACGGCGCAGUGUUCACGUUCGGCUCCGGCCAACACGGGCAGCUCGGGCACAACUCGUUCCGCGAUGAACUCCGCCCUCGUCUUGUUGCAGAGCUCUUGGGGGCAAAGGUCACCGACGUUGCGUGUGGAAUGCACCACACAUUAGUGUUGACAGACUCCAAGAAGGUUUACUCCUUUGGGCGUGGAGAGCAAGGGCAGCUGGGACAUGGAGGCGAGACUCAUCCGUCGGUGCCGCUACCCGUUCAACUGCCACAAGGCAGCGGUGAUGGUCCCAAAAUUACAAACGUCUUCGCAGGGGGAAACUGUUCAUUUGCAACAUGCACGUCCGAUGAGGAGGAGUCAGGCGCGGACAGUGUCGGUAGUGUGACACCAUGUCGUCUUGAUGACAUGAUUGACAAAUGGACCACUCCAUGUGAUUCAAAGUCAUGGAAGAAGAUCAAACAGGAAAUCCACCGGACUUUUUCCAGUGCUUCUUGUAUGAAUCAAAGCUUCAUCGAGCAAAGGAAAGAUAAACAUUUCCAGACCUCCACAAAGAACCCCGGCCUGAACUUGUUGCUGGCGCGAAACGCUUUCAAGAAACUGGCAAAGAAGGAUGAUGUCUUGUCAGAGGUUGAGGCAGCCGUGCUUCACCUGCUUCAUUCCUUUGAUACGAAUCCGGUGGGGGUGGAGGGGCUGAGGAUCUUCCUGCUUCUCAACGAGCUUCUGCGCGUGAUGCAGACACACAAACGACAAUGGAGCACGAAGCUCGCCGAGGCCGUCGCUGCCGCUGUGCUGACCUUGUCUGCUGAAAACCUGCAGGUCAUAGGUGACUGGUGGACGACACUGCCAGCCUCCACCAUGUCUAAAUAUGUCAAGGUUUGGAAGAAAGCCCUGUCAGUCAACUUGUCCUCUCAGCCUGUUCCUCGCAACUCUGGAGUCAGAAAUCUGCUUCUAGUCCUCCAGUACAUGUACAAUGCCAACAGCAGGACUGCAGAAUCCCGAAGGAUGCCAGAAAGUGAUUUUCAUUUGGUGAUUGACACAAAAUUCCUUCAAGAAGAUCUGCGUUUUUGGAUCUUACAGUCAAAACCCGAGAUAGGGUUUGCUGAGCCACUUAUCCUUUGUGGCUUUCCAAUUGUGAUGGAUCUGCAAUCAAAGAAAAUGGCUUUUGACAUGCAUGCUUCAUACUCCAAGGAAGAAACAAUGGGUGCAUAUUGGCGGAAUAUCUAUGUGUUAGGUGGAUAUUCUGCAUUGCCUCAACAACUGUUCUUUGAUCUGGACCUGAGGCGAGCAUCGAUUUCAGAAGACACUUUUGAAAAACUGGGUGCUGUUUGCCACAGUAACUACAAAAGACCACUCUUGGUCUACCUUGAUGGAGCCCCUACACCCAGCUAUGUCUACACAAAAGACUUUUUUCAUGAAGUUUUUCAUGAGAUUGUGUCAGCUGAAUCUGGGAUGUUCCUCUUCAAUGACUCCAAAACACUAGCAUGGUUCCCCUCCAGACAGGCAACACAGGACCAUCACAGGUACUUCCUGUUCGGGGUUCUAUGUGGAUUGGCUUUCUACAACCAGUGCAUCAUACACUUACCCUUCCCGAUGGCUCUGUUCAAGAAGCUGCUGGGUGUUAAGCCUUCCCUGGAGGAUAUGAUGGAAUUCAGUCCAAGCAUUGGAAAGAGUCUGAAGGCCACCCUGGAAGACUACAAUGAUGAUGACAUUAAAAACCUGGAUAUGUGUUUUUCAAUCAGUUGGGAUGGGACAGAUGUUGACCUUGAUCCUCAAAAUCCUGAAAAAGCAGUGACAAGUCAAAAUAAGAAGGAGUUUGUGGACGCCUAUGUGAAUCAUGCGUUCAACACAUCAGUGGAGAAUGUGUUUCUGGAGUUCAAGCGAGGCUUCUUCAAGGUGUGUGACCGGAACUUGGUCAAGCUGUUCCGUCCAAAGGAGCUACAGGAAAUGCUGGUGGGCAAAGACUUCAUUGACUGGGAAAGGCUGAAACAGAACACAGCUUAUGAGGCGCCUUUCCAUCCGGACCACCCCAACAUACUGAUGUUUUGGGAGGUAUUUGAUGAACUGACUGAGGAUCAGAAGAAAUCUUUCAUCUGGUUUGUGACGGGUUUUGAAAGGGUGCCUGUUCUCAAGACUGAGAACAUCCAGAUGACAGUCCGGGUUAAACAAGGCUCUGACGGCUCUGACGACCAUUUCUACCCGGAGACACUCACGUGUUACUCUUUCCUGGAUCUGCCCUUAUACUCAACGAAGGAGAUCAUGCGAACAAUGCUGACGGUGGCCCUGAGCAACAGAAGAGGAACCCACAAGUGAUGCUGGGACUGUGCCCCUCCUAUUCCCAGUAUCUGCAAUGAACAGAGGACUUAGAGAAGAUAUAACACUUUGCAAGAGCAGCCUCUGUAGCUCGCAGUGUACCUGUGUAUUGGCAAACAUGACGGGUUUAAAAUUCUUAAAGGUGACAUAUUAUGCAAAAAUCUCUCUUUCAAUGCACAUAAAUGUGUGUAUCUGUGGAGCCUUCUGGCCCACGAACCUUGAAAAAAGACCACCCUGUGUUUUUUGUGAGCUGG